Messenger RNA from Lates calcarifer (barramundi perch), 2344 nucleotides. RefSeq lists its product as uncharacterized. Bases 970 to 1794 code for a protein of 274 amino acids. Gene Ontology annotation, molecular function: adenine phosphoribosyltransferase activity. NCBI's taxonomy places the organism in Eukaryota, Metazoa, Chordata, Actinopteri, Centropomidae. The record is from RefSeq and is a predicted model, not a curated record. The transcript has 6 exons.
CAAUUUCAUUUAAGUCAUUUUUUAAGAAUAAAUGCAAAAAAUUGGUUUAAAAAAAAAAACUGGUACCAGCCUGUCAAAAGUGAAUAUUUGCAUGUUUUCCAGUUUUCUAUGGUAGUAAACGCAACAUUUUUGGUGACUGGUGGUCAGACUAAUGUAACAAGUGUAAACGAAAGCCUGUGAGCAUUCUAGUGUAACAUUUACUGUAAGUUCGUAGGGUUUAAGAUUCACAUAAAUCAAACCUGUGGGAAAGCAGAGUUACUGUUGGCAAAAAAGUGAACACCCAGUCUGGAGCUCAGCUUGAACUCUCUUGCAUAAAACAAGGGUGAAAUUUCAGAUAUCAGUUUAUUUAAUAACAGUAAUAAUCUUUCCAUUCUGAGAGCUGGGAAAUGUACAGUAAGAGCAUGGAUUUUGUUUCUCCUGCAGUGAACACAAUCGCAACCUGAGCUUUUUUAGACACCGGUCCUCCGGUGAUUGUAAACAUCUGAAGGCAAAUGCCCGAAGACAGCAGCUCUGAGCGUCAUUUAGAAUAACAAUCUGAUGGGUGAUGGAUGAGAGGAAAUAUUAACAUUUUUAUAGGCUCUUUAGUCACACUCCUUUCAGUCCAGUGUGUUAAUUCACUCAAUUAUUAUCAAGGGGCUGCACUGUGUUGGGAUUGUUUUUGGUGUACAGUCUGCAUCGAAGAGAUGUAUAGGAUAGGAGGAUAGCAGAGUGUAAAAAGUACUGUCAAUACCAAUCACAUAUAUAAAAGUCAGUUGUAUUUAACUAUGUUUUACAGCUGAGGCAUCAGAAAUCUGUCUUUUAAAUGGGUAAUUGUAAUUGAUAAGGUAUUCCACAUACGAGCGGUAGCUGCAUCCAAAAAAGACCCCAUGCAGGCUUUAAAGGUGGCUGUAUUUCAACAUAAUUAAUAGUAAAUGUCUUGCAAGUAUAUUUAUCUGAUUUGAUUUGCUUCAGUAGCAGUAAUGUAAAUUUAUGCUGUUGAACAAUUGUUUACAGUUAACAUUACAAAUUACACAGUCUGGCUGUGGCCACCAGUGUUUUAUUAGAGUUUCCUUGUCUGUGUGUUUCCCUGUGUGUCUCUGUGUGUUCUGUCUUGGCAGAGGUGGGGCACAGCUUGUGGUUAUGUUGGCACACCUCCUUCUCAUCACCUCAUCACUCCCAGUAUAUAAACCUUGGCCCGAGCUCCACUCUUCGCCAGAUAGUUCAGCUCUGCAUAGUGACAGGCACAAAGGAUGGUACCUUUCCCUGAUGGCCCCCAACACAAAAGGACCAACAUUUGCCUGGCUGGAUCCAUCCAGACUCUACUGCAACUCCCAGGCUCUUGCAGACUGUGUCAAAGACCUUCUCAGUCCAUUCCACAGCGACACCAUUGACCUGGUUGCUGGGAUAGAUGCAAUGGGAUUCAUUCUUGGGGCAUCCGUCGCCAACACUCUUGGAAAAGGUUUCCUGGCUGUCCGUAAAGCAGGCCACCUGUGUGUCGCAACUCAAAACCAAAGCUACACCGACUACACAGGCAGAGAAAAGACUAUGGAAGUAAGACUGGAUGUGCUAAAACCAGGUGUAAGGGUGUUGUUAGUGGACCAAUGGAUAGAGACUGGAGGUACAAUGAAGGCGGCCAUCCAGCUGGUAGAGAGGCUGGGAGCCACUGUCGUAGGUGUGGCAGCUGUGGCCAUCGAAAACACUGAAGGGGGGAAGUGGAUCAAAGAAAAUUACAGAUUCUCUCACUGUAUCCCUGAAGAGCUGCAGAGCCAAAUUGAUCGGAAACAUCUCGAUUCUUUCAAAAGCUUCAACAGCUGAACAAGUAAAACUAAUUUCUCAUCAGGGUGAAGAAAAGGGUAAGACAGAGGUGGUCAAGAAAUUAUUUUACCUGCAUUUGUUUCAAGAAAUCUCCUUUAGUAUGUCAUUUUUUAAAAAUAACAUAAGCUGUACUUUGAUUUUAACUAAAUAAGAAUUUAUUCAAAAUACAUGUUAUUAACAAAACACUUCAAUAACAUCAUUUAUUUUCCCUUUUUUAAUGACUUUAUGACAUGUAAAAACAUACCAUGUGAAAAUUUUAAAGAAAAAUGAUCAAACAUUGACACACACUAUUUCUGAUAUAAAAUGAUAAUCAAAAUUCAGUCACUGAUUUGAUUGUAAACAGAAAGAAAAAAAGUACCUAUGAAGCAUACGUGUUUUUUUGUUUUUUGUUUUUUUGCAGAUAAAAGCAUCCAAGGCUGCAUCUGCAUUACUAUAACAAUGGUUCUAAAGCUGGGGGUCCAGGCCUCCAUGAGGAGUUCAAAGAUAAAUUUGAAGGGUCCAGAGAUAGUUAGCAAAAAAUUAAUAAUUUAAAAAACACUUCUGCAACAUA